AUGCCAAACUUCGACCGUAUAUUGGCUUAUUAUUCGAUUGAAGAAGUGUAUCGGUUAAUAUUUGGUGAUCUUUCGGAAGAACUAGAAAACGCAACUGAAGCUUAUAAAGAUUCUUUAGAAGGUAAAGGCAUUGAAAGCCAUAUGAAAAAGAUCGUUGUUUUAGAUGAUGAUGAAGUCUGUGCAGUUUUCCUUCAGGAUAUGAUUAGUGUUGGUGAUGAUGGUAGUACGGUAUUUUUGAAGUGUUCACAUGCUUUCCAUCACAAGUGUAUAUUGGAAUGGUCGACGAGGAAAUAUAAUUGUCCUCUUUGUAGACAUAAUAUGCGCAUAGACCGACCACCAAAUCUCAAACGUAGGAGAUUGUCCCAUGAUGCCGAAGAAAUUAAAGACGAAACAAGUACUACUCAUCGCCAGCAGAAAGCAUAA
Messenger RNA from Papaver somniferum (opium poppy), 423 nucleotides. Its product is annotated as E3 ubiquitin-protein ligase RNF181-like. The record is from RefSeq and is a predicted model, not a curated record. Lineage: Eukaryota; Viridiplantae; Streptophyta; Magnoliopsida; Ranunculales; Papaveraceae. Gene Ontology annotation, molecular function: ubiquitin protein ligase activity; zinc ion binding. The transcript has a single exon. Bases 1 to 423 code for a protein of 140 amino acids. Gene Ontology annotation, biological process: protein ubiquitination.